Messenger RNA from Miscanthus lutarioriparius, 2742 nucleotides. Lineage: Eukaryota; Viridiplantae; Streptophyta; Magnoliopsida; Poales; Poaceae. The record is from the annotation of a GenBank genome assembly.
AUGGAUGCCGCACAAGAGGCACGACGCAAGGAGAUGCUGGACCAGAUCCUCGUCAUGGUGAUGAAGAUGGCGUCAGAUUUGGAGGCGUGCAACGCGGCCUUUCGAACCACCCCUCCAGCCUUCGUCGCCGACUCCGACAGCAGCGGGCGUGAGGUCGACAGCACCACCGGCACCGGCUACAACUCCGACGACUCCGUCCUCGCCACCCUCCACUCCCUCGCCUCUGCCUCCGCUUCCGAAUCCAAGGCCGCCGCUAGGUCUCUCGCGGACCACGACCCAUCUGCGGACCGCGCCUCCUCGUACAUCGUGGUGGCCGACCAGGACUCCGCAUCCGUCACUCCCUGCAUCGACCGCUUCGUCCUCACCACCGCGCGCAGCAUCCUCUACAGUCGGGGCUUCUUCUUCACGGUGCCCUCGCGCGCCACCUCCAACCAGGUGCUCGGCCGUCCGAUCGGCAAGCACAUCUUCGGUGACAAGCUCCCGGCCAUGGCAACGACGCGGACGUUGGAGCUGACGUUGACCUCGGCCAAGGACCUCAAGGACGUGAACCUGCUGUCCAAGAUGGAAGUCUACGCCAUGCUGUCUCUCUCGGGCGACCCCCUGUCGCGGAAGCGGGUCCAGGUCGACCGCACCGGCGACCGUAACCCGAUCUGGAACGCCACGCUCCGCAUCCCGGCGACCGGCGCCGGCUCCCUCCACGUGCUCCUCCGCGCCGAGCGCUCCCUGGGCGACAGUGACGUCAGCGAGGUCCACAUCCCAAUCACCGAGUUCCUCUCUGUGAUGCACACCAGGUGUUCGAUGCAAGGUACACUUCACCAUGAGGAGAAUACAUCUGAGUUGCUAAGGAUCUUGAUGCUAGUAGAGCAUGUGAAACUACUGUCAUUUUGUGCCCUGGGAAUGUCAAUAUUUGGAGUUUUUAAGGACUGGCAAGAGCAGCCAUGGCCACCUCCUAUGUUAGUGGAGAUUUUGGGCAGCCAGGUUGAGGAUAGUAUCAUUGAGCUACGACCAAAUCCUUGGCCAUAUUUUGAACACUCUGUUUCCUUGAUACAUAGAGUGAGUUACAUGCUCCUAUCAUGUGACACAAAUUUGCAGCAGCUUGGGAAUUUAACUGGGUUUUCAAUUAUAUGGGACGUAUCUAUUCUCAACUUGUUUGCUGAUCCAAGUAAAUGCAGAGUACAAAUAGCUGCAAUGAUUUGUGUGCGGAUUGUGUGGUGCUUCCCUAGUGAGCAUGUUAGUGUGGACUACUUACUUGCUUGCUCUGGUGCUCAGUUUGGGAUGCACUUGCUGAAUUGGUUGCCUGAGUUAUUUGUUAAUCUUGUUGCUGCCUAUAAUCAGUUUACUAUGAUGGCUCUGAAUUUGCAAAGAGAAAUCACCAUGGACUGGUCCAGUUCUGCAUGGUACCUGUCAUUGUAUUGGGAUAUUCAGAUGGAACAAAUGCAAAAUGAGGAUAUGAUACUUGCUCAUGAGAAGCAAUGGCAAAAUGAGAAGACGGUCUUAUGCUUGAAACCGUGGGCACUGUAUGGGUAUAAGCAGGUCACAGACCAGAAAGUUGAGCUCCAGCCUUGGCCGUCUUUCAGUUGCUAUCCAACUAAAGCUUGUGCUAAUGCAUUGAGUUAUAUUGAAGAACAGAAAGCUCUAUAUGUGCAGACUUGGAGGCUCAUAAAUGUACUGGACUGGUGCCAGAUUCACAGCAUCAAUCUAAAUCAGGUUUGCUUCAGUGAAAUUCAGCAACUGGUUGGCAUUCAUUGGAAGGAAAUUCGAAGUGAACUUCGCGACAAUGGGACACCACCUGUGCAACUAAAGAAGGCAUCCAGAGCCCAUGCUGGUGGUAUAAAAAUUCCAAUAGAUGCUGCAUUACAGACAGUUCUAAUUUUUGGAGCAGUUGGGUUCUUAUACCAUGGGAGGGGAAGGGAUAGCAACACGCUCCGAAUACUUGUAGCAACCGACUGCCAUCUAGGCUACAUGGAGAAAGAUGAGAUACGCAGGUUUGAUUCCUUCCAAGCAUUUGAGGAGAUUUGCGCAUUGGCGGAUCAAAACAAGGUAGAUUUUAUUCUUCUUGGCGGUGAUCUAUUCCAUGAGAACAAGCCGUCGCGCUCAACCCUGGUAAAAACGAUUGAGAUUCUACGGCGCUACUGCCUAAAUGAUCAACCAGUAAAGUUCCAGGUUGUCAGUGAUCAGACAGUCAACUUCCCAAACAGAUUUGGUAAGGUAAAUUAUGAAGACCCCAACUUCAGUGUUGGUCUGCCUGUGUUCACCAUCCAUGGAAAUCACGAUGACCCUGCUGGAGUGGGCAUAACUUCGGUUGCACUAUAUGGUCUUGGCAACAUUAGAGAUGAACGACUAAAUAGAAUGUUUCAGACGCCUCAUUCAGUACAGUGGAUGCGACCUGGAACUCAAGAUGGGGAAUCAGUGUCUGACUGGUUCAAUAUAUUGGUACUUCAUCAGAACAGGAUAAAGACAAACCCUAAAAGUGCCAUCAAUGAGCAUUUUUUACCACGUUUUCUGGAUUUUGUUGUAUGGGGCCAUGAGCAUGAAUGCCUCAUUGAUCCUCAGGAGGUCCCUGGAAUGGGUUUCCACAUCACUCAACCAGGCUCCUCAGUUGGGACGUCCCUGAUUGAUGAUGAAGCAAAACCAAAGCAUGUUCUUUUGUUAGAAAUCAAGGUUGUGUUGAAAGAUGAAGCAGAUGUUGACCCAAAUGAUCAGGCCUCUGUGCUUGAACAUUUGGAUAAAAUUUUUCAGUAA